Ochotona curzoniae (black-lipped pika) is the source of this 879-nucleotide messenger RNA. RefSeq names its product short stature homeobox protein 2-like. Bases 1 to 879 code for a protein of 292 amino acids. The transcript has 5 exons. Lineage: Eukaryota; Metazoa; Chordata; Mammalia; Lagomorpha; Ochotonidae. The record is from RefSeq and is a predicted model, not a curated record. Gene Ontology annotation, molecular function: DNA-binding transcription factor activity, RNA polymerase II-specific; sequence-specific double-stranded DNA binding. Gene Ontology annotation, biological process: regulation of transcription by RNA polymerase II. Gene Ontology annotation, cellular component: nucleus.
AUGGAGGAGCUGCGAGCCUUCGUCUCUAAGUCCUUCGAGGCCAAAUCCCAACCUUGUAGCCAAUUCCAGAGUAACUCGCUGCAAUGUUGCAAAGCUGGCGUGGGUGGGCGCACCCACCACCAAGGCGGCAGCGGCUCUUGUUUCCGCACUCUUUUGCCUGCCGCAGCAACCACCGCGACCACCGACUCCAGACAGGUGGAAGACUCCGGCCCCGCCCCGCAUGCGGCCCAGGACCCCGGAGAUCACCACCCUGACGAUGACGAGGAGGACGCAGCUGAAGGCCGGCAGCCGCGCUCUGGGACGAAGGCAGAAGAGGCUGAGGAGGGUCCAGCGCGGCUGAAACAGCGACGUAGCAGGACCAACUUCACCCUGGAGCAGCUUGGAGAGCUCGAGCGCCUGUUUGACGAGACUCACUACCCCGACGCCUUCAUGCGCGAGGAGCUCAGCCAGCGCCUUGGCCUCUCAGAGGCCCGCGUACAGGUCUGGUUCCAGAACCGCAGAGCAAAGUGCCGGAAACAGGAGAACCAACUGCACAAAGGAGUGAUUCUGGGUACAGCUAACCCCCUGGAUGCCUGCCGAGUGGCGCCAUACGUCAACAUGAGCGCCCUGCGCAUGCCUUUCCAGCAGGUCCAGGCUCAGCUACAGCUGGAGGGCGUGGCCCACGCUCACCCACACCUGCAUCCGCACCUGGCGGCCCACGCGCCCUACCUGAUGUUCCCGCCCCCGCCCUUCGGCCUGCCCAUCGCCUCGCUAGCCGCUGAGUCCGCUUCUGCAGCUGCAGUGGUGGCUGCUGCCGCCGCCAAGAGCAGCAGCAAGAGCUGCAGCAUCGCUGACCUCAGGCUCAAAGCCCGGAAGCACGCCGAGGCCCUGGGCCUCUGA